This is a messenger RNA of Staurois parvus, 362 nucleotides long. NCBI's taxonomy places the organism in Eukaryota, Metazoa, Chordata, Amphibia, Anura, Ranidae. The record is from the annotation of a GenBank genome assembly.
CUAGGGUGACGGUAUAUUAAAAAAAAAAAAAAAAAAAAAAACAUAAAUAAUAAUAUAAAAAAAUAAAAUUUUGGCCAAGAUUUAUGAAGAAAGAUUAUUUAUUUGCAAAAUUUUAUAAGAAAUACACUUUUUUUUUUCAGAAUUUUGGACUUUUUCAUUUAUAUAGCAAAAAAAAAAAAAAAAUUCCAGUGUUGAAUAAAUACCACCAAAAUAAAGUUUUAUCUGUCUCAAAAAAACAUGCUAAAAAAUUAAUGUGGGUACAGUGUUGCAUGACCGCGCAAUUGUCAUUCAAAGUGUGAUAGAACUGAAAGCUGAAAAUUGGCCUGGACAGGAAGGGGGUGAACGUGUCCGGAGUGGAAGUG